This is a messenger RNA of Linum tenue, 200 nucleotides long. Lineage: Eukaryota; Viridiplantae; Streptophyta; Magnoliopsida; Malpighiales; Linaceae. The record is from the annotation of a GenBank genome assembly.
AGCAGAAAUACUAAUUCUCCCACAAAUCAAACAGGUUCCAAAUUAUAUCCCAGAGUAUGAAGAUCUCGAACGUCUUCCUUCUCUUCUUUCUCGCAUCUUUAAUGAUCAUUGGAAAUGAAGUGGUCAUGGCGACGAGAAUCAGUACUGAAGCUGCAAAGAGAGAUGUGUUUCUUGAGAAAACGACAACAAUGACACCAGCA